AUGUAUCGUGAUUAUGGAGAAUGUUGUUGUGCGCCAUUAAUCGUACCGGCAUCUGAAUUUGUACUGGGAACACAACAUCGUGCACGUCAAAGAAUUAAAAUUAUUGAUAUCAAUCUUAGUUCAUACAAUAAUGACAAGAAAAAUUAUCCAACCAGACUUUAA
Schistosoma margrebowiei is the source of this 162-nucleotide messenger RNA. The record is from the annotation of a GenBank genome assembly. Lineage: Eukaryota; Metazoa; Platyhelminthes; Trematoda; Strigeidida; Schistosomatidae.